This is a messenger RNA of Harmonia axyridis, 2738 nucleotides long. RefSeq names its product piggyBac transposable element-derived protein 4-like. The record is from RefSeq and is a predicted model, not a curated record. The transcript is spliced from 2 exons. The coding region runs from base 382 to 2352 and encodes 656 amino acids. Lineage: Eukaryota; Metazoa; Arthropoda; Insecta; Coleoptera; Coccinellidae.
CGGCAUGUGUUGUGCCUUAAAGCUACUGCGGUCUGGAAUGCAUGAAUAAAAGACUCCAGUGCGAAAGCCAUAAACAAGUUGUUUCUUGACCGAUUUACACGAAACAAGGACCUAUGGAUUUCUAUUUCAAAAUCCAACUUAUUUCAAUGAUUUUCACCACACAUGCCCCCGGGGAUACGUGCCGCACACAAAUGAUAUAUUAUAAGUUCAGUGCGACACAUGCCUCCUAGGGCAUGUGAGUUUAUUCUUGUUUAUUCCUGUUCAUUCUGAGACCAAACAGCAAGAGAAUAGUGCGCAUGUAUCAUUUCUCCUCGGUAGUUAGCGUCUGUGUGGUUAGGUAGUUUGUGUUCUUCGGGUAUUGCCUAAUAGUGUGUGAUCAAAAUGUCUGAAAGAUCGAGAUUUAUUGUGGAAAUGGCAAGAAGGAAAAGAGAAGAAAAUGUAUGUUAUCGAGAAGUGACAAAUAGAAACAGGGAAGAAACCAUCGUUUCAGUAGCAGAGAUAAAUAAUAAUGAUGUACCAGAAAUAGCUGGAAGUAUUGAAGGUAAUAAUCUCCAUAGUGGCAGUGAUAUACAAGCGGGCAUUUCUUGUGAAAAUGAAUUGCAAACGAAAGGAAAUACUUAUCAGAAUGAGGAAGAAGGACAACAUGAAAUGGUAGGCGAAGAACUAGAUUUUUCCGACAUUGACAGUGCAAAUGAACCUUUUGGGAGUGAUGACUCUGUAGUUGACAAAGACUACUCUCCAGAUUCUUCAACGGAUAGCGAUAUCAGUGAAAAUGAUGCCCGUGAUUCUGAAACUCCACUCAGCUCUGACGACGCAGUACCGAGUACAAACGACGUUGAAACAAAUCAAUCUGAUAGUGGAGAAUGGAACAGAAUUGGUGAAGGUGAGGAAAAUUCUGAGUUUAGAGUUGAAAAAUGUACUCUAGCUAAUAUUGACGCAAGUGAAAUAAAAAAUCCGAUCGAUAUAUUCAAUUUAUUCAUCACAGAUGAUAUAUUAGAUAUCAUAGUUACAGAAACCAACAAUUAUGCUGCUCAACAACUGCUCAAUACUAACCAUUCAAGAAAGUCUCGGUUAAAUGCAUGGACUGAAACGAAUCGGGGAGAAAUCCGAGCUUUUUUGGGUGUUACUCUAGCUAUGGGCUUAACGGAAGUACCCCACAUCAAUUUAUACUGGUCUAAAGACGACAUUUUUUACAACAAAUUCAUUUCAAAUACGUUUCGUCGGGAUCGUUAUCUUUUACUAUUGAAAUUACUUCAUUUUGAAAACAACGAAACCUGUGACAUUUCCAAUCGUUUGUACAAAAUCGAAAAAGUAGUUUCGAAGUUACUCCAAAACUUCCAAACUAUCCUUCAACCUGGAAAUAUACUUGUCAUUGAUGAGUCAAUGGUGCCAUUUCGAGGAAGACUAAAGUUUCGACAAUACAUACCCAACAAAACUCAUAGAUAUGGCAUAAAGUUGUAUAAACUUUGUUCACCAGAAGGCUAUACAUUCAAUACAAUAAUUUAUACUGGAAAAGGUGAAACAAAUCCUGAUUUAGGACAUUCCCAAUCCAUUGUUAUCAAAUUGCUCCAAUGUGUAGAGAACAAAUCCGGUAAAUUAUUAUUUGCCGAUAAUUUUUAUUCGGGAAUAUCGCUUGUCAAGAACUUAAUGCAGAACGAAAACAUGAUGUAUUGUGGAACCCUUAGAGCUAAUCGGAGAGACAUUCCCAAGGUUUUCAAAUCGAAAAAGAAGAUGAAAUCAGGAGAAAUUUUUGGUGAGGAGAAGGACGGGGUGAAAAUUAUCAAGUGGAUGGAUAAGCGUCCAGUACUAAUGAUAUCAAGCGUUCCGGAUCACAACACAAAGGUUUUUCCAGUUGGAAAAAAAAAUAGGAAAGGGGAAGAUGUCCUCAAACCAAAAUGCAUAACAGAUUAUAAUGCUGCUAAGAAAGGUGUCGAUUAUUCGGACCAAAUGUCUUCCUACCAUAGCGUGCUUCGCAAAAGCAUGAAAUGGUAUAGAAAGGUGAUGUUAGAACUAAUUCUUGGCACAGCUGUUGUCAAUUCGUUGAUAAUAUACAACAUGUGUGCAAGGACGAAGCUGAGCGUAACAGAAUUCAGGCGACAACUGGCAUAUUCUCUGAUCCAACCUCCUGAAAAACCAAAAACCCCUAGGAGAAGGACCCAUAAUUUUUGCAAACCUGAAGGUCCAGGUAGAAAACGAAGAAAGCCUUGCAAGGGAUGUCGCCAGAUUCUGAAAUCUUCAGGUUUGGGAUAUAGAGAAAUAGACAAAAAAGUUCGCAGGGUUAUUUCUUUUUGUUCAGAAUGUCCUGGGCAACCUGGAUACUGCUUAACAUGUUUCAAUUCAGCACAUUCAUAACUCUAUUUUGAUAAAAUUAACAUUUAAUAAUAUAAUAACCAGAAUAACAAUGUUAAGUUUACUAAUAUAUUUGAAUAAAAAAAAAACUACUCUAUGUUUGCUCCAUUCUGCCUAGAAAUCCAACUAAUAAAGAUAAUAAAGUUAACCUUUUCCUAGUGCGGCACAGGUCACCGGAGGCAUGUGCGGUUGUGCCUAUACGUAGAUUACUACUAUAUAAAUGAUUUUUACUAUUUGGUAUAUUGAAUGAUUCACUGACCGUUGGUUAGAUGGAGCUCAAAGAAAAUUUGGCACACGUAUCCCCGGGGGCAUGUGCCGCACAGUGAUCAUGGAUUGUGACAUACCGCCGGGGGCAUGUUCCGCAUGUAAUUUAUAAAAUGCAAAAUUUA